Messenger RNA from Glossina fuscipes, 1081 nucleotides. Its product is annotated as protein ABHD11. NCBI's taxonomy places the organism in Eukaryota, Metazoa, Arthropoda, Insecta, Diptera, Glossinidae. The coding region runs from base 40 to 948 and encodes 302 amino acids. The record is from RefSeq and is a predicted model, not a curated record. The transcript has 5 exons. Gene Ontology annotation, cellular component: mitochondrion.
AGCAAUUCGACCCAAUUCUAUUUAUCUAACAUAACAAUUAUGCUUUGUAAUCGCAUAAAACAUUUAAGUAUAGGGCAACGUUUAUACCCUAUAAAAAACCAUGUUGCAGCCUAUUGUUCAAACAUUCAGGCUAUUGAUAUGUCUUAUGACGUAUUUGAGUCCAAAAAUUCAGACAAUAAUUUGUCGCCGCUAAUAAUUAUGCAUGGGCUUUUCGGUUCAAAGCAAAAUUGGAGAGGCGUAGGACGCGCGUUAGCAUCGAAAAUGAAUCGAAAGGUAAUUACCGUUGAUGCUCGUAACCAUGGUAAUUCACCUCACACAGAUGAUCACGGCUCCAAAAGUAUGGCAGCAGAUAUUGUUCAAUUAAUGCAUCGAUUAAACUUUCAAAAAAUAUCCGUUCUGGGCCAUAGCAUGGGAGGGAGAACUAUGAUGUAUUUCGCACUUAAGUAUCCGGAGAUGGUUGAUAAAGGUAUAAUAGCUGAUAUUUCUCCAAUAAGUAUUCCUGGCGAUAUUUCCAUCAUGAGCAAAAUAUUAUUGGCUAUGAAAAACAUUAAUAUCCCUUCGGACGUACCGAUGGCGGCGGGUCGCCAACUAGCUAACGCUCAACUUAUUAAGGUUGUGCCAAGCAAAGAAACAGUAGACUUCGUUUUGUUAAAUUUACGAAGAUCAGACGAUGGAAAAUACUACUGGAUUCAUAACGUGGACGCUUUAUAUAAUAAUAUGUCAGGAUUUACAAAAUACAGUGAAACCAUUGGAGGUUUACCACCGUUUAAAGGCCCAAUAAUGUUUAUUUGCGGGAAAAAUUCUCCAUACGUUGAUCCCAAUCAUUGGCCACAAAUUCAAAAUAUUUUUCCAAAUUCGGAAAUUCAUUGGCUUGAUGCGGGCCAUUUAGUCCAUUUUGACCAGGCGGCCAAAUUCAUUGAAUUAACAGUUAACUUCCUGAACAAAUGAUGCUAAAAGUACUUGAUGUUUUACGAGAUUUUUUAUAAUGUAUUAUACAUACAAACAAAUAGAAUAAAUGCUUCUUCUUUGUUGGUAAAGAAAGUAAAGCAACGGUGAUUUUUGCCAUUCCUUUUUUUUUUUG